Humulus lupulus (European hop) is the source of this 2184-nucleotide messenger RNA. RefSeq names its product growth-regulating factor 9. Gene Ontology annotation, cellular component: nucleus. Gene Ontology annotation, molecular function: ATP binding. The record is from RefSeq and is a predicted model, not a curated record. Gene Ontology annotation, biological process: regulation of DNA-templated transcription; DNA-templated transcription; developmental process. NCBI's taxonomy places the organism in Eukaryota, Viridiplantae, Streptophyta, Magnoliopsida, Rosales, Cannabaceae. The transcript is spliced from 4 exons. Bases 626 to 1888 code for a protein of 420 amino acids.
AAAUAUGUUGUGCAGCUAAGCUAGCUAAUGGCAGCCAGAGUCAGAAGCAGAAGCAGACAACCAGAGCAGUCAUUAGACUGGACUGGACUGGAGUGAGUCAUCUUUAUGUAACUCACCGCAAAGCAUUUCAGAAGGCGCGUUAUCGUCAUCCCCCCAGGACCCCCACCGAUCAGUGCGUGUUACACGCGCUUUAAAUAAUAGAAAAAGAACGCUGUGGCCGUGACCGUAAUGAGGCUGAAAAAAGGUGGUAAAAUAUUUGUCAGAAACACUGACACUCCGCUUUAAUCCUCUGUCCCCGUUUCCAACCUAAGCAAAUGAAUAUGGAGUUACAGAGAGAGAGAGGGAGUGUAUACAUAUAUCUGUAUCUGUAUUUGUGUACUGGGCGGUUUGUUGGAGUAAUGCUUUUGGAACGGGUCUCUUUUUUCUUCCUAAGAGGCCUCUGUCUUGAGUCCAUUAUAAUCACUCACUCUCUUUCUCUCUCUCUCUCUGAGUUUUCAGAUCUGUUUGCGUAGUCUUUUCUUCAGCUUUUUUUUUUUCACUGCCUCUGUCUCACGCAUAAACACAAAAUCUGUAAUUAUCUUUGGACCGGUUCAUCAUUCUCUCUCUUCUUUCCUCCACUUUCAUCAUGGACUUUCAAACCAACCCUUCUCCACACUCUGGUGUAUUGCGGGUGCGGAAGAGGAGUGAGAAAGAAUGGACGGUGGUGAUGCAUGGAGAUGGAGGGAAGCCGUGGAUCAAGCGUGAGUCAAAUUGUGGCUUCUCGUGGGAUCAAUUGCUGCAGCUAAAACACCAAACUCUCAUUUACAGCCAUUUAGUAAGCGGCCUCCCGAUUCCUUUACGCCUUCUUGCUCCCAUUUCCAAGACCCUGCUUCCUCCACUUUCUACUUCUAUAUUUAACCCAUAUCCAUUUACAGGAUUCAGUCCACAAGGGUUUCACUGCAAAAACAUGGUGGAUCCUGAACCAGGGAGGUGCAGAAGAACUGAUGGGAAGAAAUGGAGAUGCAGUAAGAAUGUAGUUCAUGAUCAGAAAUACUGUGAGCAGCACAUGCACAGAGGCCGUCAACGUUCAAGAAAGCUUGUGGAAGUUGCUGAAAUUGGUACUUCUCUUUCAAAUACCAAAAUGCCUGACAAAUCAAUUAGCCAAUCGCUACAGAAUUCAAAUUCAAACAUUCCAGUUUCUGUUGGUCUUCAACUUAUGACUACCUUGUCCUCAAAUAUCACUAGUGUUAGCCAUGCUAAUACUACUCCCUCUAGUAGCUUUAGUACGAAACGGGUUACUAAUGUCAUUGCUCCAUGUAUCGCUACCACUAACACCGCUGCAAUCACUAAAAGUAACAAGAAUGUUGGGAAUGCUGGGAAUGAUGUUGGUGACAAGUAUUUUGGCACAAUCGGAAGAAGCAACAAUAACAACAUACAUGUUGGCCGGCAUAUAUCACAGGGAUUGGGUUUCUCUCCUAAAAGUGUUCUUCAUCUUCAAGUCAUAAGACGCAAUGGCUUAUACACUGACUAUAGAAAUGGCAUAGAACUUGAACCAGGGAGGUGUAGGAGAACAGAUGGGAAGAAGUGGAGAUGCAGAAGGGAUGUUAUACCCGAUCAGAAAUAUUGUGCUCGCCAUAUGCAUAGAGGUGCCAAGAAGCUUGUGAAGGUUUUCCCACCUCUCCCCUGCACGGCUUCAUCUGCUGCUACAGAUUCUGCUCCAUGUCUGCCAGCAACGGCCAUAUCCUGCCGGGUCGAUCCUGUGAGCCCAGAUACGAAGCUCUCUAUAUCCAUUCAAGCAAGCCCUCAACUGACCAACAUUGGGGAGAAAAGCGAUUCCAGCACCAGCAGCGAUACAACUAUUUCCGAUACUAGCAUUGCUGCUUACACAAUUACUAAGCUUCCUGCAUAAGAUGACACACCAAGACUUUGAAAGCUUAUCCAUCUAAACUUUGUUUUUGUACCACUCAUGCAGCCUACGAGUGUUCUAGUGGAAUUAUUAAAUGUAAAAAAAGGGUGCCUCUGAUUUUUCCUUGGUGGAAUUGGGGUUUUUGUAGUCAUUUUGAUACCAGCUUUUAUCAAAGCAGUGUGAGAAAAUACUGAAUUUCUUUUAGCAUAUCUAGAGGUCAUCUUGAUCUUGAUCUGGGAAAACUUUGUACACGUCUUUAAAAAGAUAUGUCAUACAAGUAACCAUCUAAUUCGUGGUCA